AGGUAGCACCCGGAAAUCCAAUGUUGAGCCACGAAUGUGGUCCCUUCCUAUGCCGCCCACGACAACUGGAUCAGAUAGACAACCCAUCCACUUACCCUCGAACAAUAUAGAAUUAUCUUUGAGGUUUGUCUUUCUUUCUAAAGAUGAGUUGAUUUGUGCCAUUCAACUGUAUCACUUGCAACAAAAAGUUGAGUGUCGAACACCCAAAUCCUGCACUUCUAG
Messenger RNA from Striga hermonthica, 222 nucleotides. Lineage: Eukaryota; Viridiplantae; Streptophyta; Magnoliopsida; Lamiales; Orobanchaceae. The record is from the annotation of a GenBank genome assembly.